UGGGUGCCGGGCUGUCCGAAUGGAGGCUGUUUCUACUCGGCUACGAUCACCUGUUAGGUCACAGGUCCGUCCUGCCGGGAGUUUAAGUGUGCGUGCGUAUGAGCGGGAGUUAGUGGGCUUCUGGCGGUGCGAUCUGUGGCCUUGGAGGAGAAGGGUCCUCGAUGUCGUCGUCCUCCUCACAGUGGGAAAUAUGAGUUGGAGCAGAAAGUCAACAUACAAACCUAAGAAACGAGGUCAUGAUGAACAAUGUGACAAUCCUGUUGAGCCUGUGGUUGCCCAUGGUGAUAAGCAACCUCAAGAAUGGGAGCCACCAACUUCAAGUCAGGACAUUCGACCUGGUGAUGAGAAAAAGGAUGAAGGAGCGUCUUCAGCUCAAGUGGGAAAUAUCUUUCGGAAAGUAAAGUCUACAUACAGACUUAGGAAAAGAAGUUAUGAUCAAGCAUGUGUCAAUCCAGUUCAGCCUGUGGUUGCCCACGGUGAUAAGCAAACUCAAGGAUGGGAGCCACCAACUUCAAGUCAGGACUUUAGACCUGGUAAAGCCAAAGAGGAUGAAGGAGCACCUGCAGUUGAAGGUGAAGGAAAAGGAACGAGGAAUGCGUCUUGUGGGGAUGUGUGUGUGUGUGUGUGUGUAUGUGCGUGUGUGUGUAUGUGUAUGUCUCAUGCAUGUUGAGAUGCCAAUAAGAGAAGGAAGGGAAACAGCAGAAAGGGAUCUCAAACGCUGCCUGAGAAUUGACUGGAAAAGUGAAGAGAGUGUAGUUUGCAUCUUAGGGCAAUCCUUCAGUAGAAUAAAUUUCCCCCUUCUUUAUAAAUGAGAAAACUGAGGCACACGGAUCUUGUUUAUCAGAGAGCAGUUGA
This is a messenger RNA of Vicugna pacos (alpaca), 855 nucleotides long. NCBI's taxonomy places the organism in Eukaryota, Metazoa, Chordata, Mammalia, Artiodactyla, Camelidae. The record is from RefSeq and is a predicted model, not a curated record.